AUGAGGUCCACUUUUGCGUUAGUUUUAGCUCUGGCAUGUCUUCUUUUCGCGUGCAUUACACUCGGUUCCGCAAAGAAAUCUGGGGAUGUGGCGGAUCUGCAGAUCGGUGUGAAGUACAAGCCCAAGAUUUGCGAGGUUCAAGCUCACAAAGGCGACAGGGUCAAAGUACAUUACAGGGGAAAGCUAACAGAUGGAACCGUUUUCGAUUCCAGCUUUGAAAGGGGGGAUCCAAUUGAAUUUGAACUUGGUAGUGGUCAAGUGAUUAAAGGUCGGUGGGACCAAGGACUGCUUGGGAUGUGCAUGGGAGAGAAAAGGAAGUUGAAAAUUCCUUCUAAACUUGGUUAUGGAGAAAACGGAUCCCCACCUACAAUUCCAGGAGGUGCGACCCUCAUUUUCGACACCGAGUUGGUUGGAGUCAAUGGGAAAACGUUGACAAAUGAGAAAUCAGACAGUGAACUAUAA
This is a messenger RNA of Striga hermonthica, 462 nucleotides long. The record is from the annotation of a GenBank genome assembly. Lineage: Eukaryota; Viridiplantae; Streptophyta; Magnoliopsida; Lamiales; Orobanchaceae.